Geodia barretti is the source of this 768-nucleotide messenger RNA. The record is from the annotation of a GenBank genome assembly. Lineage: Eukaryota; Metazoa; Porifera; Demospongiae; Tetractinellida; Geodiidae.
AUGUCUUUUCCAGCAUGGCUUGUCCUGGGACUGCUCUUUAUUGCCAGGAGCGUCCCCACACAAGAAAAAUACAGUGAUGCUAACAAAAGUAGUAACCAGAGCUGUGUGAUUCCUCAGUGGAAACUGCCAAAAUCCGAACGACUUCAGAGGAUAAUCCAGUACAGCUCUAACGGUUGUGAAGCUAGUGUCUUGCGGUGCUACUGUCUCACUCCAACUAACACCAGCAUCGUCAACUCAAGUGAAGUGGACUAUGUACUCGGACAGUGUAUUGAAGGUUGUUUCAUUGCAGACAGAUACAGUGAAUACUACAAAGUCCCGGUGUCAGGCGAAUGGAGAGGAUCUCUCUGUGCGCAGUACAAUCGAGCAGGUCCUCUGUGUGGUGAGUGUGUUCCAGGCCACGGACCUGCUCCAUACUCAUUUUCCAUUCGCUGCUUCAAGUGCCCAAAGACUGGUCUCUGGAAGAGAGCCCUGCUCUAUAUUUUGAUUGCCUAUGGUCCACUGACCUUUUUCCUGGCACUCAUCCUAGUGUUUACCGUCAGCUCAAACUCGGCCCCGCUCCGUGGCUGGAUAUUGGUGUGUCAGAUCACGAGCAGUUCAUUCUCCAUGCGCACACUCACCAGAAUGGCCGAACUGAAACACAUAGAUCAGUACUCGUAUAGAAUUCUUGGGACAUUCUAUGGAGUGUGGAACUUGGACUUUUUUCGUCCACUGUAUGAGCCGUUUUGUCUUAAUCCCCGCUAUGACAACACUUCAAGCACUAGCACUUGA